CCUGGUUAUGUUUUAUUUUUUACUAAUAAGCCUAAGGGCUAGAUAUGCUAGCUGCUUUUCAAUAAAAAGGUGCUUUAUGGAGGCAUCACUGUACAUAAAUCCCCCCCAAAAAUUGCAUACGAUUAAAACUAAGAGCAAAAAACAUGUUUGUAGACAGAAAGAAAACUUUAAAUUGGUUUUUAAAGUACAAUGUUAGUUCUCUGUGUUGGGAACAAUUGUCUACAGCAGGGUUGCCAGAUUGGAUUCGCUUUUACACUAAGUGAUGGUUUUUAAAUCCAUCCAAAUUCAUUAUAAACUAUUAAAAAUUAAUUAAACAUAAUAAUUAGAGUAGGUUAGUCUUUUUCUACAAGUAUGAAGCACAUGUUUGUCCAGGGAGAAAUUCAGGAAACAUGGCAACGCUGUGCUAACACUUUGAAUAUGAGCCUGAGGUAAAAAGCGGUUAAAUAGCGGAGAGUCCGUUUAGUCUGCGCUCGCGGCGGCCGUGACGCAGAUCUGAGGAGGAAAACAGCACGCAGGAGGUGUGUAUGAGAGCGAGGGGGGGGGAGAGAGCGAGAGAGAGAGAGAUAGAGGGAGAGAGAGCAAGAGAGGGAGAGAGAGGCAGAGCGAGUGAGAGGGAGAGAGCAAGGGAGAGAGAGACAGAGAGAGAGCGCGAGGGAGGGAGAGAGAGAGAGCGAGGGAGGGAGAGAGAGAGAGAGAGAGCGGGAGAAAGAGAGAGAGAGGGAGCGGGGAUGUCCUCUCCUGCUGCUGAGGAGAAUAUGGACGCUGUAUCCGCGCGCUUUAAACCCGCAGCAUUGCUCAUACCGCGUGUUUUCAUUGUGUUUGCGGUGUGUGUGUGUGCACGCGAGUGUGUGUUCGUGCGUGCGUGUGUGUGUAGCUCUGCACCAGCCCGAGGAAGGCUCUGGUGCUGAAGAGGACAGGACGCCUAGACGAGCGCCCGUGUGAAUGGUGUCCAGGCAGACGGAUAGGUCAAGAUGGCGUCCACGGGCACGCAGAUCUUCGGCUUUGUGCUGGCACUGCUGGGCAUUCUGGGCGCCACGGUGGCCACGCUGCUGCCCAACUGGAAGGUGAGCGCAGACGUGGGCUCGAGCAUCAUCACCGUCAUCUCGCAGAUGCAGGGCCUGUGGAUGGACUGCACCUGGUACAGCACGGGAAUGUUCAGCUGCACGCUCAAGUACUCCGUAUUGGCGCUGCCUGCGUACCUGCAGACGGCGCGCACCACCAUGGUGCUGUCCUGCGUCCUGGCUGCGCUCGGACUCUGCCUGGCGUCGCUCGGGCUCAAGUGCACGCACUGGGGCGGCGGUAGGAGAGCAAAACGUCACGCUGCACUAGCGGCCGGAGUCUGCUUUGUAGCCUCUGGGUUCUUGUGCCUGGUGCCUGCGUCGUGGUACACCAACGAGGUCAUCGCCAGCUUUCUGGACGCCAGUGUACCCGAGAGCAACAAGUUUGAACCGGGCGGCGCGGUCUACGUCGCGUUCGUCUCGUCCGGUUUGCUUCUCGGCGGCGGCUUCAUCUUCUGCCUGUCGUGCUCGGGCAAGCGCCACGGCCCUCAGGAUCUCGUCCUGCUGCCUCCGGAUAAACUCUUACUCCAGCAGCAGCAACAGCAGCUCCUCCAGCAGCAGCACUUAGACCAGCUCCAGCACCAGUACUGCACUCUCUCGCCUCUGGAUAAUAAGACGGGAUACAGCCUGCAGGACUACGUGUAACGGAAACACGGGAGAGCAGGACGAUGACUGCGACACACUCUUCCCCUCCUCCUCCUGCUCCUCUUCUACAAGCACAAAAUGGUGGAGGAAUUCCCAAAGUUUCAGAAUGGACGAGUUGUGAAUAACUGAUAAGCGAUGUCGGAGUGAGCGGACGACAAAUAAAACGCAGAUCUCCUGCAUCUGAGUAUUAAAGGUUUCCUGGGAAGUGGAUUAGUCAGAUGGAAAUACCCUCCAUACGGAGUUAGGGAUGCAUCGAUACCAUUACUUUAAUACCGACUCCAAAACCGAAAUGAGUAACCGAUUUAGUAUUAAUCCAUCAGAGGCGUUGAGGAACAUUUUCUUCGGCGCUGUUUAUGCUUCCCCGGUAUAAUUCGUGGCCAUAAAAAACGUGUUCACUCACUCACACCAUUCGACUCGUUCUUUAUCACAUUAGCUAGUUGAUUUUAACUCUAGUGAAUUAGCUUAGCUACUAUAGUCAGCGCGUUUUGUUUGCGCUUCUGCACUAAAUAAAGUACGUUUUUGUCUUCACUGCGUCAAAAUUCUUCGUUGUUGACGACUGAUAGUGGCUGAUCUCAUGUAAGAACAACAUGCUGUUAUUCAAAGAACCGUUUCACGUACCUUGCGUUAUCUGUAGACGGUUUUUCUCGCCUAGCCAGUGUUUGCUGCUAGCAGUGAACUGCUUGUGCUGAGUUUUAUGUUUAAGAUAUUUUACUUAUAUUGUAGGAAGAUGCUGUAGUUCCUCCUCUUGAUAUUUUCUGUAUGCAGUCUGUUCGCAUUAAUUGUGAAAUGCGGCCGUAUCGCUGUUAAUUCGUCCCGUCUGUCAUUACAUACGCUUGGUUUACGCUGCAUACUGUCACCUGGCAUCGGCAGGACAUUUAUUACAAAUACAAGUAAAUGGGUGCGGUAUGGGACCAAUACCAGUGCAGGUAUCGAUGCAUCCCUACUCAUAACCCCUUCCCCAAAGAUUAGAAAUGAAAAGCAAUCAGCUAGCUGCUAACGAUGUUUUCGUAACCUCUGCUCAAAGUAAGUCGGCAAUACGUCCCCUAAAGGCAAUAGUAUGGGAAAGCCAGUUUUUUUUUUUUUUUUCUCCAUUUCUUUUUACUCUCCGGCCCUGUCCGUUUGAGUAAUAGUAGAACUAAUGAAAUCUCUUGUCUUAUUCUGUUAGCUGAUAGAAUGAUUGAUAUGAUUGUUGCCUCAGCAUGCUGUUCGGAGCCUGUGCAUAAUGCAGCGGAAUGCCUGGUAGAGACUUGAGUCAUAGCCACAUUGCCUGUGCCUAAACGCGAGAAAAAAAAAAAAACUAGAACGUUAUAGCGAGCCAGUUGUUUUUUUUGGGGAGAAACGUGAUUAGAGAGUGAAUGGAGCUGCUGGGUCUGGAAUGAUACCACACACACACACACACACACACACACACACACACACACUCCAGCACAUUGACAAUAGAAUAUGAUGUCUGUGUGUGAUGUGUUUUUUGGUUAAGCUUGCUCAGUGCAUGCUGCUUACAGCUUUAUCUCACACUCUCACACACUCUCUCUCACACACACACACACACACAGAGUUAGCUGCAUGUGUGCUUUUUCUUUUCUUUUUUUUGAAACCCACGUCAAUACUCACUGCUAUGGAAACCAAAUCCCGCACCCAAAUAUGCGUGUACGUGUGUCUGGAGGUCUGUGUGAGUCAGUGAGCUAGAGGGGA
Pangasianodon hypophthalmus (striped catfish) is the source of this 3395-nucleotide messenger RNA. RefSeq names its product claudin-20. Lineage: Eukaryota; Metazoa; Chordata; Actinopteri; Siluriformes; Pangasiidae. Gene Ontology annotation, molecular function: structural molecule activity. Gene Ontology annotation, cellular component: bicellular tight junction; plasma membrane. Bases 972 to 1703 code for a protein of 243 amino acids. The transcript is spliced from 2 exons. The record is from RefSeq and is a predicted model, not a curated record. Gene Ontology annotation, biological process: bicellular tight junction assembly; cell adhesion.